ACGACCUUUCUCUAUCGGAUUCUGGGAUCCUAAUACAUAUCUCUAGCCUCUGAUUUGCUGUCUGCAAACCUUACUUGGCUGCUUCAGGGUUGGUAGCUCGCUAAGACAGCCCCGAGACAAAAUCCGUGCGCGUUGGUAUCUCCAGAGGCGGGACCCGGCGAUUUGAAGCUUGAAGCUCGCAGGCUCGGAAGCUUUACGCUCCCCUUCCUUGCCACCCCACCGAUAUGAGGUUCAAUGCCGUGUGUAAUCCGAGAAGUAUCUGUUAUUACAACUUUGCGAUCGGACACAGCAUCUUCCCUCAUCGUAAAAUAUUGUGUCUCCUUGGUCUUUGAUUUCUUCCCUUCCUUUCUAACGUACCUUACCUCGAUUUGAGAUCGCUCUGAGUGACAACAGAUCGGGAUGUCCUAGUGCCUGCCUGUAUCAGAAAGACGACCGGAGAUAACAGCACAAGAUGACGCCCAUAGCAAUCUCGCCAGAAAGAGAGUCUGCACCUGCGCCCUCUCUCAAGACAACGUUCGACGAUACCAUCAGAUUCUUCCUCAAUGGUACACGCGUCGUGCUUGACGAGAUCGAUCCGGAGGUCACUUUGUUAGAAUACCUUCGGGGAAUUGGGUUGACCGGGACCAAGCUUGGUUGUGCAGAGGGUGGUUGUGGCGCGUGUACAGUCGUGAUAAGCCAAUACAACCCCACAACGAAGAAGAUAUACCAUGCCAGCGUCAAUGCCUGCCUCGCCCCGCUCGCCAGUCUGGACGGAAAACAUGUCAUAACGAUCGAAGGUAUCGGCAACGUAAAGAAGCCUCACCCUACCCAAGAGCGCAUAGCCAAAAGCAACGGAAGCCAGUGUGGCUUUUGUACCCCGGGUAUUGUCAUGAGCUUGUAUGCUCUGCUAAGGAAUAACGAUGCUCCCAAUGAUCAUGAUAUUGAGGAGGCCUUUGAUGGAAACUUGUGCCGGUGUACCGGAUACAGACCUAUCUUAGACGCUGCUCAGACCUUCAGCGUCGAUAGAAUGUGUGGUAAAAGCACUUCAAAUGGCGGCACCGGCUGUUGUAUGGAAAACGGCAACGGCACAAGUGGGCCUGGCGGUUGCUGCAAGAGCAAGAGCCUUGAUGAUGGACAACCUAUCAAACGCUUCACGCCACCUGGCUUCAUCGAGUAUAACCCAGACACUGAGCUUAUCUUUCCGCCCACUCUAAAGAAGCAUGAGUUCAAACCACUCGCUUUCGGCAAUAAGCGGAAGCGGUGGUACCGACCAGUGACCUUAUCGCAAUUGCUGGAGAUUAAGAACGUCUAUCCCGACGCCAAAAUCAUCGGCGGAAGCACUGAAACGCAGAUCGAGAUCAAAUUCAAGGCCGUUAAAUAUCCAGUUUCGGUCUUUGUUGGCGACAUUCCUGAGCUUCGGCAAUACAGCUUCGAGGAAGACCAUCUCGAGAUUGGCGGAAACGUUAUCCUUACAGAUUUGGAGAAUAUUUGCCAGGAGGCCAUCAAGCAUUAUGGGCCUAGCCGUGGUCAGGUAUUUGAGGCUAUUUACAAGCAGUUAAAAUACUUUGCUGGAAGGCAAAUCAGGAACGUUGGCACACCCGCCGGUAACCUUGCGACGGCCUCCCCUAUCUCCGAUCUGAACCCAUGCUUCAUGGCAGCAAACUCUGUAUUAAUUGCCAAGUCACAGAGCAAAACAACAGAGAUACCCAUGUCAGGCUUUUUCAAGGGUUAUCGAAGAACAGCACUUGAGCCCGACGCGAUCAUCGCAUCAAUUCGCAUUCCGGUUACUAAAGAGAAAGGCGACUUCUACCGUGCUUACAAGCAAGCCAAAAGGAAAGAUGACGAUAUUGCCAUUGUCACGUCUGCUCUGCAUGUCCGGGUAGACGAAAAAGGCACAGUCGAGGCCUCUAACCUAGUUUACGGAGGUAUGGCACCUUUCACGAUAGCGGCCAAGAAAACCAAUGAGUAUCUUAUUGGUAAGAUGUUCGCUCAUCCAGACACUCUCGAGGGCGCUAUGAACGCUCUUGAGCAAGACUUUAGCCUGGAAUUCAGUGUACCAGGAGGUAUGGCCUCGUACCGACGGUCGUUAGCCUUCAGCUUCUUCUACAGGUUUUAUCAGGAGGUACUCGGCGAGCUGAAAGUUGAGAGUUCGCACGGCGACAGUGAAGCUGUUGAGGAAUUGGAGCGCGAGCUUUCCAGGGGCUUCGAAGACCGAGAAGCCACAGCGGAAUACGCCAAAGAUACCAUUGGCAAGCCGAAGAAUCAUGUCGCAGCAAUGAAACAGGUUACCGGCGAAGCGCAGUACACCGACGACAUCCCGCAACUGAAGAAUGAACUUUGUGCAGCCAUUGUAUUCUCGACGCGGCCUCACGCAAGGAUUAUUUCGCGCGACUACUCGGCUGCUCUGGACAUUCCCGGCGUUGUCGAUGUUGUAGACAAAGAUGAUUUGCAUCACCCCGAGGACAACAAAUGGGGUGCACCAAAUUUUGAUGAUGUGUUCUUUGCUGAAGACGAGGUUUUUACCGCUGGUCAGCCAAUCGCAAUCGUGUUGGCUACGUCACAGGCCAAAGCAGCUGAAGGUGUUAGAGCCGUUAAGAUCGAGUAUGAGACCCUUCCGGCAAUCUUUACGAUGGAAGAAGCUAUAGAACAGGAAAGCUUCCAUAAAUACUUUCGUUACAUCAAGAAAGGUGAUACGGAAGAGGCUUUCAAAAAUUGCGACUACACGUUCACUGGUGUGAGUCGCAUGGGUGGACAAGAACAUUUCUACUUGGAAACGAACGCUUGUUUGGCUAUUCCGCAUCCCGAAGGCGAAUUCGAGAUCUGGACUAGUAGUCAAAAUCCUACGGAAAGUCAAGUUUUCGCAUCAAAGAUACUUGAAAUCCCGGCGAACAAAGUGGUCGCUCGCGUAAAGCGACUUGGAGGCGGGUUUGGUGGCAAGGAGACGCGGUGUGUCUUACUAAGCACUAUCAUAGCAUUGGCUGCUCAGAAGACUGGUCGACCAGUGAGGUGUAUGUUGAACAGAGACGAAGACAUGGUUAUGUCCGGCCAACGCCAUCCCUUCAUGGGCAAAUGGAAGGUUGGUGUUAACAAGGAUGGAAAGCUCCAAGCUCUGGAUGUUGACGUGUUCAACAACGCCGGCUGGUCUUUCGAUCUGAGUGCUGCUGUCUGUGAGCGAGCCAUGACUCAUAUUGAUGGUUGCUACAAGAUUCCCAACGUCCACGUUCGAGGUCGUCUUUGCAAAACCAACACAAUGUCAAAUACGGCUUUCCGUGGAUUUGGUGGUCCUCAGGGCAUGUUCAUUUGUGAGUCCUACAUGUCCGAAGUCGCGGAUAGAUUAGGCAUGGCCGUUGAAGACUUCCGCAAAAUCAACUUUUACAAGGCAGACGAAGAGACACACUUCAAUCAGCCUAUACAGGACUGGCACGUGCCCCUCAUGUAUCAGCAAGUACAGGAAGAGUCGGAUUACGCCAACAAGCGUAAGGCUGUGACCGAGUUUAACGCCUCUCAUAAGUGGCGUAAGCGAGGGUUGGCUCUCAUCCCUACCAAGUUUGGUAUUUCUUUCACUGCCUUGUGGUUCAACCAAGCCGGUGCCUUGGUACACAUCUAUCAUGAUGGCUCUGUGCUUGUAGCUCACGGUGGUACUGAGAUGGGUCAAGGUCUUCAUACAAAGAUGCAGAUGCUUGCCGCUGAAGCGCUUCAGGUUUCACUGGAGGAUGUUCACAUCUCUGAUACAUCCACAAACACUGUUGCAAACACCUCUGCCACUGCUGCAUCUGCCUCGUCUGAUCUCAAUGGCUACGCCAUCUGGAAUGCAUGCGAGCAGAUCAACGCUCGUCUUGCACCUUACCGUGAGAAGUUAGGGCCCAAAGCAACUAUGAAGGAACUGGCUCAUGCCGCCUACUUCGACCGUGUCAACCUAAGCGCUAAUGGUUUCUACAAAACACCUGAGAUCGGCUACACCUGGGGCGAGAACAAGGGAAAGAUGUUCUUUUACUUCACGCAGGGUGUAACGGCUGCUGAGGUUGAGAUUGACUGCUUGACCGGAACAUGGACAUGUCUUCGGGCAGACAUCAAAAUGGACGUUGGUCGUUCUAUUAACCCCUCUAUUGAUUACGGUCAAAUUGAAGGUGCUUUUGUGCAAGGCAUGGGACUCUUUACAAUGGAAGAAAGCUUAUGGCUUCGCAACGGGCCUAUGGCAGGUAACUUGUUCACAAAAGGACCGGGCGCCUACAAAAUCCCCGGCUUCCGUGAUAUCCCUCAAGAGUUCAACGUCCGUCUCCUCAAGGACGUUACAUGGGAAAACCUAAGGACAAUUCAGCGCAGUCGUGGUGUUGGAGAACCGCCGUUGUUCAUGGGUAGCGCUGUCUUCUUCGCUAUCCGUGAUGCACUCAAGGCUGCACGUGCGGAUUAUGGUGUGAAGGCGAAGUUGCACGAGGAGGGUGGUAAAGACGAUGGAUUGUUGAAGCUAGAGAGUCCGGCGACGCCCGAGAGAAUCAGAUUGUCUUGCGUUGACCCGAUCAUGGAGAGGGCAAGAGUACAGCCGAAGGAGGGAGAAAGGAACUUCUUUAUUGCAAUUUGAGAGAUGAGAGAUGAAAUGACAAAACAAGCUGUUGAUUCAGAAGCAUAGCAGCGUUCCAGAUCGAAUCACUGUAUCUAUACAAGAACCUGAACUCAAGUAUGUGCAUUUAUUUCCGAUCUCCAAGGCUGUAAAGUUGACAUGGUCACAGACCGUUUUAUGCAUUAUAAUCGUCUAACUCAUUGCCAUCA
Molecule: messenger RNA, 4746 nt
Organism: Truncatella angustata
Lineage: Eukaryota; Fungi; Ascomycota; Sordariomycetes; Amphisphaeriales; Sporocadaceae
Product: xanthine dehydrogenase
Exons: 3
Coding region: 452-4558 (1368 amino acids)
Molecular function (GO): 2 iron, 2 sulfur cluster binding; iron ion binding; FAD binding
Source: RefSeq, a predicted model, not a curated record